This is a messenger RNA of Sphaerodactylus townsendi, 2197 nucleotides long. RefSeq names its product major facilitator superfamily domain-containing protein 1-like. The record is from RefSeq and is a predicted model, not a curated record. NCBI's taxonomy places the organism in Eukaryota, Metazoa, Chordata, Lepidosauria, Squamata, Sphaerodactylidae. Gene Ontology annotation, biological process: transmembrane transport. Bases 178 to 1620 code for a protein of 480 amino acids. The transcript has 13 exons. Gene Ontology annotation, molecular function: transmembrane transporter activity.
GGGCGGGGCUGAGAGCCGCCGGCUGGAGACAAAGGGAGCAGGCGAGUGGGAGGAGCCAAGCUUCUUGCGGUCGGUGCCUGCCAGCGGCUGGCUCGGAGAGGCGUGGCCAGAGGAAAAGGGGCGGAGACUGAGGUGCCAGGCACGGAGCUGACGGGGAGGCAGCUGGAGGCUGGAGCGAUGGCGGAAACGGCGGCCGAGAAAGAUUACUACAGGUUCCUGGUUCUUUUCUUCAACUGUCUCCUGACCUUUGGAUCCUACUUCUGCUUUGAUAUCCCCAGUGUCUUGCAAGAACAGUUCCAAGGGAACCUGACCUGUCCAAACGGAACACACUCCAAUGGCACAGAACAGAAUGGAACAGUCGGCUGUGUGGAAGGGCUGGGUAUGACUCCUGAAGAAUACAACCUCCUGUAUGCCAUCUAUGCCUGGACCAACGCAUUGGUGGUGAUCAUGGCCGGUUUCUUGAUUGACAAACUGGGGAAUCGCUUUGGCGUCUUCGUCUUCUCUUUCCUCACCGUGCUGGGUUCGUCCAUUUUCGCGCUGGGCUCUCACUUUAAAGGAACUCCAUACCUUUUGCCACUGAUGCUGACGGGCAGGUUGCUUUUCGGCUCUGGAAACGGGUCGCUCACCAUUGUGCAGAAUCGCAUCACCGCCUUCUGGUUCAAGGGGAAAGAAUUGGCUCUGGCCUUUGGGUUGACCCUCUCCUUCUCCCGCCUGGGUAGCGUCCUCAACUUCUUUUUCACGCAGCAGUUCGAAAGCCACUUUGGCAUCCAGUGGACUCUUUGGGGAGGUACCUUCCUUUGUGUGAUGGGCUUUCUUUCGGCCAUCGCGGUCAGCGUGCUGGACAGAGUCGGCAUGAAGCAGCUCGGCAUGGAUGGAGUUAUUCAGCAGGAGUCCAAGAAAGUGCGAGUCCAGGACGUCCGGCGUCUGCCUCUUCGCUACUGGCUUCUGGUCCUUACCAUCAUGUUCUUCUACAACGGAGUCUUCCCUUUUGUAGCAGAUGCGAGCAAAUUUAUCCAAGACAAGUACCCCGGCUACAGCCAACAAACGGCCGCGUACAUUGCUGGUGCAGUAUACGACAGCUCUCUUGUGCUCUCGGCAUUAGUGGGCAUACUUAUUGACUACGUAGGUCUGCGAGGCGUGUUUGCUGUGGGCUGUGCAGUUCUGACCCUGCCCGUCUUUGCUCUUCUGGCCUUCACGUUUGUUCCCCCGCUCGUCUCUACUAUUUGGUUGGGCAUCACCUACUCCUUUGCAGCAGCUAGUAUGUGGCCCUCGAUUCCACUUGUGGUCCCUCAGGCGACCUUGGGCACCGCUAUGGGGCUUGCGACGUCCGUACAGAUGGUUGGAAUUGGCCUCUCCAAUGUGAUCGUGGGACGGAUCCUGGGAACGAAGUCCAGUGAAUUAAAGAUCCCGCUUUGGCGCUGGCAACAGAUGAUGGUCUUCAUGCUGGCAAACACCGUCGCUUGUAUCGUCGCUUCCGUCAGCCUCAACAUAGUGGACAAGAAGCAGGGAGGAACGUUGAACCGCAUGACCAAACGCUCGUUGCCAGAACCGCCGGCCCGGCAGCCUGGGGAUACAGCCCCACUCCUCAGCGAGGAAGAAGGCGGAGGACCCAUCAACUAGGCACCCCAGCAGACCACCAUCUUUCAAACCCAACACCUCUGGAUUUCUCCCCAACCCCAUCACUUUUAGAUAUUUUAGAAGGAAAUCUCAGCAAAGCAGGUACCUCAAACAGGAAUUUGUGCCAACUGGUCUUGUGGCAGGGACCCAGAACGACGAUCUAUUCUAGGACAGUUUUUAAGCCUUUGUGAAAGAAAGCUGAAGCAGGAUUCGUCAUCGUUCAAGAGCCAGUUCUGUAUUCAGAUCCUCCACACACCUUGUCAGUAUUAACCUCUGUAGCAUUUUGUCCCCAACAUGCUCCCUGGGUAUUCUUCACCAAAACCAUGUUUACAUGAAUAAUAUUUCCGCUUUCGUGAGUGAGGGAAAUGUUACCAAGGGAUGUUGGCUGAUCCGGCAUUGAACAGGGGGUUGGACUACUGGAUGGUCUGCAUGGCCUCUCCAAUUCUGUGAUUCUAUGCUCUCGGGUUACAUUGGUGCUAUCUCUCACUUCCUCAAGGAAAUGGAAAAGGGAGAGAGACUUCUCAGCCAACAAACAUUACACUUUACUCUGUAAACGGUAUAAAUGCAUGAUUAUCUUGAA